ACGGGGUAUGUUAGACGAUGAUAUCUUGGAAGUCCUCGGAAGCACCGGAAGACUUUGACGACCAUGAGUCAGAAUCCACCUCGUAUCGAAGUUUGCAGCAGUAAUGGAUUGUCUUUUCCGGGGCACCAAGGUCAAAUGCGUAGACAGAGAAUUGGCGAGUGAGGCGACGAAGGCCGUAAAGAUGUAUAAGGAAGCAAUCUUAAACAUCACGUCAGCCGAUACAAGAGGCAAAAAGAUUGACCUCCUAAUCAAAUAUGGAUCCACACAAGGCGUUGAAAUCAGUUCGAAUGAAUUCAAGUCACCUCAGCCAACGCCCAUAGCCGCAUUGCAACAACAGUGCAAAAAUCUGAGAACCAACGCCGCCAUCCUCAACAUCAUUCGAUCGUUGGACCCACGCAAAUCGUCUACACAUGUCGCAGCAGUGGAUUGGCUUGGUUCGGUGGGGUACCUCUACCUUAUGGCUGACAUUGAUGGGCUCUAUUACGCCCAGAAGGUGGGUAUACUCUCUUUGCCCAGGUCGCUGCAUGACGUUCCGGAUUUCCGAUCUACCUUGGAUUCUACUUUGUUACCAGUGCGAAAUUUUGAAUUCUGGAUCGAAAGCUACCGCUGUCUUGGCCAAACGACGAGAUUUAGGCCAGCUCUGUGAACUUGUCCCCCCGUGCGAUUUCAGAUUGAAGAAGUUACACUUGGAUGAGCACGGCUGCAAAUUCUCAAGGCACCACUACACCGG
Messenger RNA from Radiomyces spectabilis, 730 nucleotides. RefSeq lists its product as uncharacterized. The transcript is spliced from 2 exons. The record is from RefSeq and is a predicted model, not a curated record. Lineage: Eukaryota; Fungi; Mucoromycota; Mucoromycetes; Mucorales; Radiomycetaceae. The coding region runs from base 104 to 646 and encodes 180 amino acids.